Messenger RNA from Mobula hypostoma (lesser devil ray), 4533 nucleotides. RefSeq names its product calmodulin-lysine N-methyltransferase (gene camkmt). The coding region runs from base 244 to 1263 and encodes 339 amino acids. The record is from RefSeq and is a predicted model, not a curated record. Gene Ontology annotation, cellular component: cytoplasm. Gene Ontology annotation, molecular function: calmodulin-lysine N-methyltransferase activity. NCBI's taxonomy places the organism in Eukaryota, Metazoa, Chordata, Chondrichthyes, Myliobatiformes, Myliobatidae. The transcript has 11 exons.
GAAACAAAUACACGCGAGCCGGCUGUGUGGCUGUUACUUUUUUUUUGCCCUCCUUCCCUUCGUCCCUUUUUAAUUUGUGUGCCUUGAAAAGACCGGGACAUUGUGAGCGGAAAACAAUCGCCAGCGCGGAUCACUGUGAAACAUGUGCUGCUUAGGUAACAAAAAAGUAUCCCCGUAGUUCACACAGAGACACUUGUGGCAGCUUGUUGCCAAUUAUUUGUGACCAGUUGACUGUCGCCGCCGAUGCUGGAGACCGCGCCGAUGGAAUGCGAGCCCGGCGAUGAGAACACGGCGCCCGGCUCCGAAUCCGCUGCUGACAGGGGCUGCCAUGGGAAGGGCAGGGCGUGCCAGCUGAUCCCGGACACUGGCCUGGCCAGAGACCGGUGGAAACUGCUGCAGCGGGUGCUGAAACAGAAGAGCAUAGAUAAAGAAAAUCUGCAAAAUAUUUCUAUCAGAAGAUCAUUGACUUUCAACAUAUUUUGCACAAAUGUGGUGAAGAAAUCAGAGGCAGAUUCUGAUAAUGAAAUGUGGGUAGAGUACACAUGCAUUCCCUAUCCCCAGUAUAGGGUAUAUUUAAGACACAGUGUUGGUCCCCUGAAUGUUGAAGAUGUUCUCACCAGUUUUGACAACACCGGAAAUGUCUGCAUCUGGCCUUCAGAAGAGGUGUUGGCUUAUUACUGCAUUAAACACAGUGACAUAUUUAGAGGCCUUGCAGUUUGUGAACUGGGAGGUGGAAUGACAUGCUUGGCUGGUCUCAUGGUUGCUAUUUCUGCAGAUGUCAAAGAAGUUCUAUUAACUGAUGGGAAUGAAAAAGCAAUCAAAAAUGUUGCAGAAAUCAUUGAAAGAAACAAAAAACAUGGGCUAUUCAAGUCUGGUUCUGUUACAAGCCGCAUAAUACGAUGGGAUAAUGAGGUGGAUGUGUCUCUUCUCGAAGGACAUUUUGAUGUCAUUAUCUGUGCUGAUUGCUUGUUUUUGGACCAGUACAGAGUCAGCCUUGUUGAUGCAAUAAAGAGAUUACUCAAACCCAAUGGAAAAGUGCUUGUAUUUGCCCCUCAGAGAGGCAGUACUCUAAACCAGUUCUGCAGCCUUGCAGAAAAAGCCUGUUUAACUGCCCAGAGGCUUGUGAAUUACGACGACCAUGUUUGGAACUUUCACCUCAAGAUGAAGAAUGAGAAAACUGAGAGAUAUGAUGAGAACCUCCACUAUCCUGUGCUCAUCACUCUAACUAAGCAGGGAACAGCGAUCUAUCCUCACCCAAGCUGACCGUGAAUGGACUGAUGAUUUCUUUCAUUCUUCUAGAGGUCACUCAUUAGUACAAAAGCACAGUUCACUAUUGUUUUCUCCUAUUAGGGACUAUAGAAAGAAUAGAUUGUUUUUUGUUGAAGAGUACGUGAGAUUCCACCAGUGUAAACUCACCCCACAGUAUCAGCAGAAUUUGUAACGUUCCACAUUUCCCCAAUUAAAGCAGUUUGCCUCAGUGAAGGUGCUUGUAGACACGGAAUUGUUUUUCUCUCUGAUUGCUUUGCUGUUCAAAAUGCAAAGUCUUUUAUUUUUAAGAUUUCUUUCCUAAAGACAUUUUCUUAUCUAAAGAACAUUACUCAUUUAUUUUUCAAUAAAGUUCAUUUUUAAAAUUAAUCUCAAUUAUUAAUAGGAAUCUGAAAACAUCUUUUUUUCACUCUUUUGGCAUAACUCUGUUUGAAGCAAAUGUUUAAAGCCUAGGUGCUUACUAGUUAGUUUAACUAUCAGUGUAAACUUGACUACUAACAUUUUGUAAAACAAGGCUUGUCCAACCUUCUGCCCCUCCCUUCCAAUUAUGCAUGAUUUGCCUCAAUGCAUUGUGUUAAGAUGUAGGAUGUGCUGAGUGGUUUUUAUCUAUUGAGGUGCAAGGAAUCCAGGAGUUUCUUACCUUUUUUUAAAGAAUGAACCAUUUGCAAUAUUUGGUUUGAUCAACUCACUGUGGUAAUGUUUUUUUUACACCUAUGCUUUGGGAUUAUUAUUGUUAAGACUCUAUUUGAUGAAAUUCCCAAAGUGAUACUUAAAUAUUUCCAUAUUACAAAUCUCAGGAAAAUCUCUGCUGCUACACACAUUCACAUUGAAAGUGGCACCAAAUAUCUUAAUACCGGUGAAGAAUGCCUUGAUAGUUAUUGCUUAUAUCCAAAUGCUGUUUUGAUUCUAUCUUUUGAAUGAAGUUGAAACUUAGAGAUGUGCACAAUUACAUUUUUUUGCUUUUGCAUUCCUGUUUUGUGCUUUUCAUUGCGCUUUCUUUGUCUUUCUCCUUACCCAUUGUUAAGCAGGAGCUGAAAGAAGGGCUUAGCAGUUAAUACUGGGAUCUAGUUGUAGUGGUAUAUACAGUAGCAGAAUUCAAGAAGCUGAGCAAAUGAUGGAGGCUUAGUGUUGCAAACUGAGAAGGAAAAUUGUUUUUAAUUAGCACCUUGGUAAGAACUGCUGAUUAUUAGCGAUUGGUUUUGUGAAGAGCUUUCAGCUGAGUAAUUUGUGCAGCCAUUACAACAGUUUUGUCAGAGCUCCUCUCCUGUUGUUAAACACAAACAGCAGAUGAUAACGGCCCAAGAUGAGUUUUUCAAGUAACAAUUUACAUUACUGAAGAAGUAUCAACUGCAGUGAGGUGCAGCUCAUAAAGAGCUAGAAAGGUGUUUAAAGCUCCAAGGAAGAAACAGUUAAUUGUCAAGAUAACUUUUAAAAAAGAUUUUGCAAAAAUUUCCAUUACAGUUAUAAUUUAUCUAUGUUCAAGGAAAUGUGUAUACCUGCCUGUAAACAUAUUAUUUGAUCAUACAGGGUUUGCCCUGAUCCAGCCAAAUAAAGCAGCAAUGAGUGCCUCCGACUAAUAAAGUUUUAACAUUAUUCCAGGUCCAAAGCAAAUUAAGUGAGCAUAGAAACCUCAAAGUAAAUCUUGCAUUGUACUGAUGUGAAUGAAACACCAUGCAUCCCAUGCAGUACAAACCUUCAAAUCAACUUCAUGGCAAUGCUUCCAAUAUAAAAUUUGGGGGGGGGGGGGAGGUGGGCUGGGUAAAUAUCUGAAAUUCAAUGCGGUUUCAGAAACUGGGGACCUUCAGUGAUGGAUGUCAUUAAGUGCUUUCAUCAUAAUAAACUUUAAACUGUUGGCUUUAUGAAUUGCCAGGCAGUUUUGCUAUUGCUCAGAAAGAGAUUGCCGUGUCUUAAGUGUGACAAACCCUAUUAGGAAUUGAGGCUGAGCUUCAAGCAUACUUGGCUUUUCCACUCCCGGUAUGAUUGUUGCCUAUUAGUCAGCAUCUGGGAAGAUUUUCCUCUGGCAGUCUUAGUUCAAGAGCUUUCUAGGCUUUGACCUGUUUUUUUCAAAGCAUUCUCUGAGGAAUUUUCUGAGAAGUGAAUGCCAGAGGAUUUGUGGCCUCUUUUUAUUAAUUCCAUUUCAAUUUUCUAACCUAGUUAUAUAUAUAUAAAAAGACUUCUGUUGUUUCUUGGUAAUUAUUUGUUCACUGUUCCUUUUGAUGCAUUCCUAAAAUGAAUGAUUGUGAAUAUAAUUGUAAAAUGUUGAAGGAUUUUGAUUUUUGGGGAUGGAAUUGUUAAGCUGAACUUUCCAUAGAUCUAAUGUAAAAUGCCAUUGUCUAGUGAAAUGAGCAAGUGUCAUUAAUUUCAUAUCCGUAUACUAUCAAUCCAAUAAACGUAUAUAAAAUAUACAGCAGGGAAAUGUGGAACAGGCAAUUGAUUCUAUUCAUGAAGAAAACCUAAAAGCUGCAAUCACAAUUGAUUUAUCAAGGUCUUCUCUGUAACUGGAAUCUAUUCUACAUUCCAGUAUCUCACUGAUAAUAAACAUGUAAAGUUAAUUAAAUUUGUAUUAUCUUUGUCUUUGUUGUAAUGCUAUUUUACUUAUAUUCUCAACCAUGAUGAUACAUCCUGCACUAUCGACCUUGCUCUUUCACCUUGGUUUCUAUUUUAAAAAAACAAAAUGUAUGUUGGAAGGUGCUUUGUACUGCCCAUUUAGUCAUGUGCAAUGCAUUUAUCCAGAAGCAAAUGUCUGGUACCUUGAAAAUCCCAUUAGAAGAGCUGAAGAAUUUAAUCUACAAACUAUCCUUGGCCAGUGUCCUGUCUGUUUGACAGUACAGAAUCAUUGAACUAAGAUGAAGCUUUAUACUGCGAUACCAUAGAAAAAGAAGUCAUUUUUAAAAUAUUCACUUUUGCUGCUAUAUGACUUGUGUGCUUGACAAUUUACAUCACACAGCAGGCCAUACAUUCAGUGUUUACAUUGAAAGUGCAGUAUUUUGGUAGUUUACCAUCAUGCUAGUUAUGUGAGAAUAUUCUCAUUCAUGCAUACAAUUGUGUUAUGAGAUUGACAGCCCGAUUUAUAUUAUUACCAUCCAUGGUGCUGAAUGCUGUACUGAGGGAAAAAUAUCAAGAAUUACAAUAAGUGUGUUAGAUUUCUUCAUAUUCUGUUUUUAUUUCAAUUUAAUAUUAAUUGGGAAAUCCAUUUAUGCAGACUGGUGAAGCUUUGUAGGAAUAAGUGUUUACAAAAAUCUAGUGUUCCACAUCUGUAAAAUAAAC